Messenger RNA from Microcebus murinus (gray mouse lemur), 7713 nucleotides. RefSeq names its product ring finger protein, LIM domain interacting (gene RLIM). Gene Ontology annotation, cellular component: nucleus. The record is from RefSeq and is a predicted model, not a curated record. Gene Ontology annotation, molecular function: ubiquitin protein ligase activity. NCBI's taxonomy places the organism in Eukaryota, Metazoa, Chordata, Mammalia, Primates, Cheirogaleidae. Gene Ontology annotation, biological process: random inactivation of X chromosome; ubiquitin-dependent protein catabolic process; protein ubiquitination.
GUUUCCUGUCGCUGCUUGGUAACAAUGGGGAAGAUAAUGGCUGCCUGAGCAACGUCUCCGAGCAGGCGCUGGGCUAGAGGCGGGUCUCCACCAGCGACUCAUCGGAGGCGGGCUUGAGAGAGGCGGCAGGGGAGGCGCGGAGCAGCCUCGGCGGAGGCGGCCGAACCGACCGAGUCGGAUCCUGACCCUAAAACCGAAGCAGAAAGUGAAGAAAACUAAAAUCCAGUUUAUUGUAUUUCAAUACUAUGUCAUAACAGUCAGGUAAUUUUCCACUUGUUCAUCAAGAUGGAAAACUCAGAUUCUAACGAUAAAGGAAGUGGUGAUCAGUCUGCAGCACAGCGCAGAAGUCAGAUGGACCGAUUGGAUCGGGAAGAAGCUUUCUAUCAGUUUGUAAAUAACCUGAGUGAAGAAGAUUAUAGGCUUAUGAGAGAUAACAAUUUGCUAGGCACCCCAGGUGAAAGUACUGAGGAAGAGUUGCUGCGAAGACUACAACAAAUUAAAGAGGGCCCACCACCACAAAACUCAGAUGAAAGUAGAGGUGGAGACUCCUCAGAUGAUGUGUCUAAUGGUGACUCUAUAAUAGACUGGCUUAACUCUGUCAGACAAACUGGAAAUACAACAAGAAGUGGACAAAGAGGAAACCAAUCUUGGAGAGCAGUGAGCCGGACUAAUCCAAACAGUGGUGAUUUCAGAUUCAGUUUAGAGAUAAAUGUUAACCGUAAUAAUGGGAGCCAAAACCCAGAGAAUGAAAAUGAGCCAUCUGCAAGACGUUCUAGUGGAGAAAAUGUAGAAAACAAUAGCCAAAGGCAAGUGGAAAAUCCACGAUCUGAAUCUACAUCUACAAGGCCAUCUAGAUUGGAACGAAGUUCAACUGAAGCAUUAACCGGAGAAGUCCCACCUACCAGAGGUCAGAGGAGGGCAAGAAGCAGGAGUCCGGACUAUCGGAGAACCAGAGCGAGAGCUGAAAGAAGUAGGUCGCCUCUGCAUCCAGCAACGAGUGAAGUUCCACGAAGAUCUCAUCAGAGUACCUCAUCUCAGACUAUUGAGCAUUCUUUGUUAAAUGAGACUGAGGGAAGUUCUAGAACCCGGCACCACGUGACAUUGAGACAGCAAAUAUCUGGGCCUGAGUUGCUAAGCAGAGGUCUUUUUGCAGCUUCUGGAACAAGAAAUGCCUCUCCAGGAGCAGGUUCUUCAGACACAGCUGGGAAUGGUGAAUCCACAGGAUCAGGCCAGAGACCUCCAACCAUAGUCCUUGAUCUUCAAGUAAGAAGAGUUCGUCCUGGAGAAUAUCGGCAGAGAGAUAGCAUAGCUAGCAGAACUCGGUCUAGGUCUCAGACACCAAACAACACUGUCACUUACGAAAGUGAACGAGGAGGUUUUAGACGUACGUUUUCACGUUCUGAACGGGCAGGUGUGAGAACCUAUGUCAGUACCAUCAGAAUUCCCAUUCGUAGAAUCUUAAAUACUGGUUUAAGUGAGACCACAUCUGUUGCAAUUCAGACCAUGUUAAGGCAGAUAAUGACAGGUUUUGGUGAGUUAAGCUACUUUAUGUAUAGUGAUAGCGACUCGGAGCCUAGCGGCUCGGUCCCGAGUCGAAAUACAGAAAGGGCAGAAUCACGGAAUGGAAGAGGAGGUACUGGUGGUGGUAGUAGCUCUAGUUCAAGUUCGAGUUCCAGUUCCAGUUCCAGUUCCAGUCCUAGUUCCAGUUCCAGUGGUGAAAGUUCAGAAUCUGGCUCAGAGGUGUUUGAAGGUAGUAAUGAAGGAAGUUCAUCAGCGGGCUCACCAGGUGCCAGGCGAGAGGGUCGACAUAGGGCUCCGGUCACGUUUGAUGAAAGUGGUUCUUUGCCCUUCCUUAGUCUGGCUCAGUUUUUCCUCUUAAAUGAGGAUGAUGAUGACCAACCUAGAGGACUCACCAAAGAACAGAUUGACAACUUGGCAAUGAGAAGUUUUGGUGAAAACGAUGCAUUAAAAACCUGUAGUGUUUGCAUUACAGAAUAUACAGAAGGCAACAAACUUCGUAAACUACCUUGUUCCCAUGAGUACCAUGUUCAUUGCAUCGAUCGCUGGUUAUCUGAGAAUUCUACCUGUCCUAUUUGUCGCAGAGCAGUCUUAGCUUCUGGUAACAGAGAAAGUGUUGUGUAAUUAAGAUCUGAACUCUCAGCUAUGUAGCUGGUAUAGUGAUGGGCAAACAGGAAUCACUUGCUUUUAUGUCCGCUUUUUGAGUGGUGCCUAAAUGUAAAGUAACAACCUGAAUUGAGUCAUUGCUUUCUGAAAGAAUCAUUAUCCUUUCUCCAGUUUCUGUUCCAGAAUAAAAGGAAAUAUUCAAAAAGCAACAUUUUAGGAUCUAAAACUCUGAUGUCAGUACCAGGUGAAUUGGUAGCAGCUCUGUUACUGAUAAUUUAUCAUAUACCUUGUCAGUUUCUCCUUUGUUAUCUUAAAAGAUCUGCCUUAGCAAUGGCUCCUGUCUGUUUCAUGUUGAUCUUUAAAGUUUCCCACGCCAUAGGAGAGAGGGGCGGAGGAAAUUCCCAGUUUAGACUAAGUUACAGUCUGUGUUUCUUAAGUGAUUACUUAAAGCUGUAUCAUUCCCAGUUAUUAGUUGACACAAAUUCAGCCACAUUCUGAAUAUUGUUUGUUCACCUUUCAGACUAGGUGAUACUGGACAUGUCAGUGUAAAUAACACUAAGGUUAGGAUCUUCUAAGUGUAUAAUUGUCUCCUAAGCCCAUCACUGUGGCACACUGUAGAGUGAGCUUAUAGUUUAAUUGAGAUAUUUAUCUUGUGGAAAUAUUAAAAAAGCCUAUGCUUGUGUAAGUGAAAAAAAAUCACAUUCAUUUGUUUAAAAAUGUAAAGCUAUUUUGUAGAGGCUCAGUACUUUUCCAAUGCACUGUUGUAUUAAUGCAUUAAAAACUGUAAAGUACCAUGCUUAGAAAUGAGAAAACUGCUUUUUGUGAGCCAACAUAGUAAAAAAACACACCAAACAAAGUACAAAGCUGCUUUUGUAAGUGUGUAGAUGUCAAGAGCAGAACAUAUCUAUAAUAUUUAAUGUAUGUGAACAGCUACUGUGACAUGCAAAAGAAAGGACAGUGCAGAAUCAAACUGCAUUAAAAAAAACCAAUGAAAAUUGUGUAUUGUAACUUGGAUUUAGGCAGGAAGUGAAAGAUAGGAUGUAAAGAAAACUGCUCUGAAGAAUUUAAAGUUUUCAUGAAGAUAGUGAUAAUGCAGACAUGAACUGGUUUCAUAUGGUGAGAGCAGCAGCAGCAGCUUGAACUGCUAUUCUACCUGAGUAGAUGAAGCAGAUUGGCAAAUUUGGCAGAGCUUUGGUUUAAGAAAAACAAACCACUACCACCUGGCACAAGUUAAAUUGAUGUUUUUAUAAGUCUGCUCCUCAAAAAAAACAAAAAGGUGGAGGAAAGAGACUAUAAACCACUUUUAGCAUACGAAUUGCAGUUGGUACAGAUGUGUGUGCUAAUAGGAAAGUCUCGAAUUUGUAUUGUUUUCGAGAUUUAUCAUUUAAGGUACCAGUGCACACUUGUUAAUAUUUCAUUACUAUCUAACACCCAACAUCUCACGUUUAAAGAUCAGUGGAAGAUUAAGGCAUUUUUAUCCUUUGUUUAAAAUGAAUCAUGUUGGGUUAUUGGAAAUUCAAAUUUUAAUUGUGCUGCCCAUAUUUGAAGAUGAGACUGCUGACUCACUAUGGACAUGCACUUUAUGUUGUUUUCUUAGUAGUAAGAAUAGCUUCGUGAUAACUCUAGUACUCUUGCCUAAUUUCUCUUUUGAGGCUGGUUGGGGUUAGGAUUAGUCUGAUUGUGGAGCAGAUAUUUGUUUUUCUGGGAAAAGCUAACAGGCCAGAAGAGGGAUUGAACACGUCCUUGGCCUUUAACAAAGCAAGCUAACUACCCAGACGUGGUGGUCAGAUACUCUACAAAAGAAACAAGUCUGCUUUAGGAAUUACCUGGCUACCUUCACUGUUACCAACUUAGCUGUAAAGAUUAUUUCAAAGCUCGUUCUAUCAUGUUUUCUUCUGGCUUUCGAAUCCUACCUAAGUAUCAAGGAAAUUGUAAAUAUGGUAGUUGUUUACUAAGGAUAUGUACUGCUCUUGCGAGGAAAUAAUGUCCAAACAAAGCUUCACUUAUUUUUUUUAAUAUAAGCAGAUUUCACUGUUUAUGGCGCUUAUGUAAUACAUUUUAUCUUUUUAAAAAAUUGUCCAUGUAAAAGUCAGGAUUCCUUUAUAUUUGUGAGCCUCCUUGUCUCCUUUCCUAAGGGUGUAAUCUAUGUUUUUCAGAUCUGCAAGGUAGUCCUGAUUGGCUAGAAACAAAUCCAUUUUCUUGACAUAAAAUGUUCUAUUAUUAUAGGGUGUUCAUUUUAAAUAGUUUAAAAACUGCAGCACAUUCUAAGCAUAAAAGUUAUUGACAACAGGUACCUCCCUAACCUCCCAAAAUGUAUUACUCAUUUGUGAAGUAUUAAAGUUAAGAGGUAACUCAAGCAGAAUGCUGGUUAUGAAUGUAGAUACUAAAGCUGUUCAUAAACACUGGAAGUAGAAUUUUAAGCUUUUAGCCUUCAGUAGAAUGCACAUAUUGGACAUGUGCAUGUGGACACCUUUUUCAAUAGCACUCGUUAAUUUCCAUUGGAUGGUGUAAAAUGAAUACAAGUAUUUCAGUGGAAUUUGCUACUUAAUUUUUUAUUUUGUGAGGUCCAUGACUGAUAUAUACUUACUAUUGUUGUGGACAUUGAAGACAAGGUCAUUUAUAGGUGUCAGAUGUACAAUGGAGAACAAAAAUCUUUUUUCCUCACCAGCAUCCAAACACCUAUUCUUGAGGGAGCAUUUUCUUGCAAAAGACUUUACAUUUCAUUUUGUAUCUUUGCACUUUUUCUUUAUUACAGAAAGGUUCUGUCCUUAAGACCUAGUUUGAACUUCAUGCAGUAAUAGGAACAACAAAAAACAAUGUUGGGAGUUUACAUUAUUCAAAGCAUAGGGAAAAGUACUAAAACCUGAAUUUUCUUGACUAUUUCAGAUGUUACUAGUCUUAAAAUGUUUGAAGUGAUUUGCUGUUUAACUCCAAGCAGCUGCAGACAAGAUUGAGAUUUGUUAGUACCACUGGAAACAAAAUUGAACAAGUUAGGUUAAAAGUUUGCAGACUUUAUCUGUGGCAGCACUAGAAGAUGAGCCGUGUUGUUAAUUUGGAAUAUUUGCUCUAAAAAGAACACAUUAGUUAUACCUCAGUGGUAGUGGAGGUGGGGAUCGAGAAGAGUGUCCACAUUAGUGUUGGAAUGUAGGUAAUAAUUGUACAGAUCAUAGGAAAACCUUUAGCACCAGGAGAUAUAUGUGUGUGUGUGUAUGUAUAUAUACAUACACACACACACACACACACACACACACACACACACGGUCUUUAAGAACAUGGUUAUUGAAGUUCAUGCAGACUUUAAGAUUAGGAAACUGGUUAGCUGUGUUACCUCAAGUAAUGUUCCACUCCGGCCCCCACCCCUGGGAAAACAUUGCUUCCGUGCCAAGUAUUCUCUCCUAUUGUCAGUGUCUCAGAUUAUAUUUAUGAGGGGUUAUCACUUAAUAUGCUUUGUAUUUAACCACCUACUUCCCAAGUGUCCACCACAUGAAACGGGCCAAGCAUCAGCCAUGACUUUGAGUUAAUUCCCAAAAUACCCUUGUGACAGGGAGAUAAAUGUUGCAACAUGCCUCUUAAAAGGCCAUUUUUACAGCUUGCUAGGAUACAGUGGCACCUUGUGGUUGUUAAUAUUUUUCUUUUAAAGAUGGAGGGUAUUUUUAUUCUCCCUUUUCUCCUUUGUUCUUUUGUGAACGAAAAGAAUUCGUAAUCUGCCUUAUAUUUGAUUUUUUAAAGUUGUAACUUACUGGCUUCCCUGUGAAAUGUUUUACCAAUAUUAAGUACAUAGAAGCCAUGUUUGCAGGGCACUUUUGUUUUUUCCUAGUCUUAUAAGACUAUGCUAAUUGCUACUUUCUGAAGUAUUCUGUACCUUAGUAAUGUAAGAGAUUGAUAAGGCACAUGUUAAAGUGUCAGGUGUGUUUUUUUUUCCCUUAAGUAUAUAAUUCUUCAGUAUGUUUAAUAUUCAAUAACAGUGUUGUAAUUCAUUGAGUUAACUGGUAAAUUGUGUGCUUUUGAAAAAUUUGAAAAUGGAAAUGAACAUAAAUGCUUCAUUUGGAAAGUUAAAAGUGCAAGGUCCAAGGAACUAGUAUUUCACUUAUUUUUAAAUCAGAUUUUUAAUAAGCAACUAAAAACAGCUGUGAGUUCAGUACCUGCCCUUUAAAAUUUUAACUUUCUGAAAUUAAGGAUUUUUCUUAACUGAAACAGUUCUAAAAUAUUAUCUAGUAUCCCACCAAGUGAGUGAUCUCAUUUAAGUCACCCUUACAGCAUCCAGUAGAGCUGUUAUUGGGGUGUUAAAAUUCUCAAGUGAUAAUUACAGAAACAAUUUGUAUCAGUUUUAUGAUUCUUUUCAUGUCUUGGUUUAGAUCUGAAGGAAAUAGGCACACCCUCCACUCUAAAAAUUACAGUGAGAUAAUUGUUUUUGAUUAAGAUUUGUUUACUAAAGUUCCACAAGCUGCUUUAUAGUGGAUUAGCAGUUAUCUUAAAGACAUGCAGUGCAAGUGAACCCUAUCCUACCACCGUGCCUCUUUUUUUCAAGGCUUCCAUCAGUCCCUCAUCUUGCAGAUUUAUUCCAAUACCAAGGUAUGGUUGAACCAGCUGCCCAGCCUUAACUCUAUUUAGUGCCCCAUUACUAACAUUCUUUUAACUGAUUUGUAUGUGUUUUAACUGUCCAAUGUUUGGAUUUUACCUCUUGAUAGCUCCAUUUGUCCCUGGUACGCAGUUGGCCUGGUUAUGUAUCUGUGCCUGUUUUAUCUUCUCCCAGGAAGAGCUGCUUUGGUAUAGAUGUUUACUUGGAUUCAUACAAAGAACCAGGCAGCAAUCUUGGAAAGCUUUCUGAAACCUAUAAGAACUCGAAGGUUUGGAGGGGGAACGGUAACAAAGGCUGCCUUUAUGUCUUUGAACACGAAGCACAUAAAUGUAUGUUCUGUAAAGACUUAAGUGAUUGUUAUACCAGGGCUUCCUGACCUCCGGGAGAGACUCAAAAAGCAGAGAGGAGCACAAAGUGAAGUGAAUUUGGUUGGCUUGCUUUAUCUGGUUUCUCAUUUUCUUUCAAUUUAAACCUGAACAUAACAACCUUCUCCAAUAUCUAUCCAGCAGACUCCUGGUUGGGAAGCCCUGUAUUAAACUUUGAGAAUGUACCCAGUUUUCUUUUUUUUGUACAGUGCUUAAACUUGCUGAAAAUAACUUGUUUAAUGCAAAACAAGACCUUGAGAGGUCAGUCAUAUUAAAGCUGGUUUGAUUAUUAAUAGUUAUCUUUUAGGAAGAAGCUUUUUCCCUAUGUAAGAUGUCAUACUGCAGAUUUAAAAUAUAGACUAUCAAUAAAAUGCAUGAAGUGAUCAUUUGUGCUUGAUCAUCUCUCCUUGGGUUUUUCUUUAAAAGGGGGAAUCUUCUAAAGGUUCUGUUGCUUCAAACCAAUGUCAAUAGACUUGAUUUUUAGAAUCAAGCGGAAUUACAGUGCAAUCUUGAUUUAGAUUCCCCUCACUGCUGAGUGAGUGUGGGCAGGUACUGGUUUAUGUGAUAUAACUUCGGUUUUAUCUGUGUUCUGUAGUUAAAUGGCUUAAUCUUUGGUAAAAUAAAAGAUUAAAGUAUAUUCCGAUA